GCCCCCGCCCCCGCCCGAUCUCCUGCCCGCGCCCGACCGCCUGCGGCCGGCAUGGAGGGGAACCGGGACGAGGCGGAGAGGUGCGUGCGCAUUGCGCGCGAGGCCCUGGGUGCCGGCGACCGCGGCAAGGCCCAGCGCUUCCUGCAGAAGGCCGAGCGGCUGUACCCGCUGCCCGCCGCGCGCGCACUGUUGGAAGUGAUUAUGAAGAACGGAAGCACUGCUGGAAGCAGCCCGCACUGCCGGAAGCCUGCGGGGGGCGGAGAGCAGAGCAAGACCAGCUGUACAAAGGAUAGCUCUGCUGGGGGCACAGAGAGUGGGAAGGCCUACACCCGAGACCAGGUGGAGGGCGUUCUCAGCAUAAACAAAUGUAAAAAUUACUAUGAAGUACUUGGAGUUACAAAAGACGCAGGUGAUGAAGAUUUGAAAAAAGCUUACAGAAAGCUUGCUUUGAAGUUCCAUCCAGACAAAAACCUCGCGCCUGGAGCAACAGAUGCAUUUAAAAGUAAACUUAAAGUAGGUAGUGUACAUUCAUUUUCAAAUGGCCGAACUGGUUAUAGCCAUCAACAUCAGCAUCGACACAGUGGACAUGAAAGAGAAGAAGAAAGAGGAGAUGGAGGUUUUUCUGUGUUUAUCCAGCUGAUGCCCAUAAUUGUAUUGAUCCUCGUGUCAUUAUUAAGCCACUUGAUGGUCUCUAAUCCUCCUUAUUCUUUAUAUCCCAGAUCUGGAUCUGGGCAAACUAUUAAAAUGCAGACAGAAAACUUGGGAGUGGUUUAUUAUGUCAACAAGGACUUUAAAAAUGAAUACAAAGGAAUGUUACUACAAAAGGUAGAAAAGAGUGUGGAAGAAGAUUAUGUGACUAAUAUUCGAAAUAAUUGCUGGAAAGAAAGACAACAAAAAACAGAUAUGCAGUAUGCUGCCAAAGUAUACCGUGAUGAUCGACUACGGAGGAAGGCAGAUGCCCUCAGCAUGGAUAACUGUAAAGAACUGGAGCGGCUGACCAGUCUAUACAAAGGGGGCUGAGCGGCUGGAGGCUAUACCUGUUAGCACACUCCUGAUCACUUCUGUAAAGUUAGUUUCAUCAAGAAAGCUGAAGAAAAGAUUUGAUAUGAACUGAAUAGUUGCUUUCUGAAAUCUUGGACUGUUUCUGACUUCUUGGUUCCUUUAAAUAGUAAGAAAUGAAAACUAAACUUAAUAUUUUAGUUGUGCUUCUGCAGUUACUUUUAUUUUAAGCUGAGACGAUUCCUAACAAAAAAUGUCUUGAGAAGGGAUUAUCAUACCUGUAGCGAUUUCUACUUUUAGUGGUUCUCCAUUUGUCAUGUAAAUAUUUAUGGAAUGAGCAUUUUGUGUACAUAUAGGUUAUUGCCUUUUGAAGUUAUUUUAGUGUUUGGCUCCAUGAAAUGCUUCUCUUAAAGUGAUGGAAUAAAUGUUGUAUGACACAAUUAAGUUUUCUGUAUCAGGUGUCAAGUAUAUGAAGUUUAAACAAUGAAACUUUUUCAAAUGGAAAAAAAACCCAAAAACUAUUUAAGUUUCUGUAAACUCUUAUGCAAUUAUCAGCUUAAAAGGAAUUAAUAUUUUUAAUAUUGCCAUUAUAUUCCAAACUAUGUACUGAUAUAAAUGAACUGGUGUAGAGUAUCAGUUUGCUAUUUAGUUUAUUGAAUUGCUAAGCCAUAUGUAGAAAUGAAAUGCUAUACUGAUAGAUUUUAAAGAAAAUAUGAGGAAAUGGCUAUAAAUAUUAAAUUGAGGGUCUUUAAUAAUAAAUUGUAUUUAUGCAUUUGAAAUCCUAAUAAUUAAAAGGACCCUAGUAUUCAUAUGUCUUGGAAGGCUGCUAACAUUUAUGAAGAAGACACCUAAUUUUCUGCCCAUAGUAAUUUGCAUUUUCUUAGUGAUCGUUUAACAGGAUCCAAAAGUAGAUAUAUUCUUCAACAAACAGUAAAAAAAUUACUACUCAAAUACUGCUUUGUGCCUUUUAACCCUACUGCCAACUUCUAAAUGUGUAUGUAGGUGACCAUUCAUUUAUUAACCAGGAUCUGUUUGGCCAUGUGCAACAGUGAGCAGAAAUAGAGCAGCAGGUAGAAUAGUGAAUUAUAGAGCAAGUCGCCCCUUAAAAGUCCUAAGAUACAAUCUAUUCAUGUUGAGGAACUCAGUCCUAUAGGAAUAAGCUCCUUAUAAUUAAAUCCAUAAUAUAAAUUAGAAAAAUAGCAGCUGGAAAUUGAAGUUUUUGGUGCCUAUAUAAUGAGUUUAGAAAUGUUUGAUUUUUAGUCUCCUGUGCUAGUAAUAUUUUAAUGAUUUUGCUUCAUAUUCAGUGGAAUAUGAACGUAUUUUUGGCAGUUUUUCUGUGAGCAAGGUAGAGUGGUAUUGUUACUUUGAAUAAUUUUUUUUUGGGGGGGGUAUAGUUGAUUUCUGAUACCUGUCAAGUAAAACUGCUGAAAUACUAUUCUCCUAAUAAUGUUCUCUUGUAUCCCCUUCCUAAGUAAAUCAGUAAAAAAGCCUAAUUAAAUUCAAGGUUAUAGUAAACAUAUUCUCAUAGGAAACGUGAACAACUUAACCCAUUUCUUUUAGAAAUGUGACCUUUAACAUAAUGCUUAAAAUAAAAAUGAAAUAUUUU
Octodon degus (degu) is the source of this 2605-nucleotide messenger RNA. It is a transcript of the gene Dnajb14, whose product is annotated as DnaJ heat shock protein family (Hsp40) member B14. NCBI's taxonomy places the organism in Eukaryota, Metazoa, Chordata, Mammalia, Rodentia, Octodontidae. The transcript is spliced from 7 exons. Gene Ontology annotation, molecular function: Hsp70 protein binding. The record is from RefSeq and is a predicted model, not a curated record. Bases 52 to 1020 code for a protein of 322 amino acids. Gene Ontology annotation, cellular component: endoplasmic reticulum membrane. Gene Ontology annotation, biological process: cellular response to misfolded protein.